Messenger RNA from Lodderomyces elongisporus, 1521 nucleotides. RefSeq lists its product as uncharacterized. The coding region runs from base 1 to 1521 and encodes 506 amino acids. The transcript has a single exon. The record is from RefSeq and is a predicted model, not a curated record. Lineage: Eukaryota; Fungi; Ascomycota; Pichiomycetes; Serinales; Debaryomycetaceae.
AUGAUGGGGUUCGAUAGAGUUUCGAAAACUGGCGCUAGGUACCGGAAUUACCCUCUCAGCCAAAAAGUAAGGAAUGGAAGGAAUACGAGAAAAGAGGGAUGUGAAAAACGCAACAAAAGGACUAGAAAAGGAUACACGUCCAAUGCGUUCAAGGAAAAAAAUUUGCAACUAUUUGGAAGAAGCUUGGAGGAAAAAUAUUCACGAAUUGGUGGCGGUAAUAGUAACAGUGGCAGUAACAGUGGCAAUGGCAAUGGCAAUGGCGGUAAUGCUGCAAAUGGUGUGAUUGGUUUAAAUGCUGAUGUGGGCGGUGUGAAUGAAUUAACAAAUACAAUUGACUUUGCGAUACCGUCUAGAAGCCAAUAUCUAUGGAAUUUGUUACCCCCUAGACUAGGAUUUGAUUCAAAAUAUUAUACAAAGACUAAGGUAGGUAAAAAGUUACAAUCUUUAAAAAGUCUUUGCGUCGACCACAUUGCAUGGAACAUUGCUGGAGUUGACCUGAUGGCCUUGAGUUUGAUCCCCUGGUCAAUAGCUAAACAGAUUUGGAACCGCGUAUUGCACAACAACAUGGACUCUUUUGAUGUGUACCUAGCAUUUGCAAACAAUUUUGCUCAAUUUUCCGAUUUUCAUUGCCAUAAGCAUACUUGGGAUCCAAAAAGUACCACAAUACGUGAUUAUGUGAUCCAGCAAAUUAGAGAGCCGAAAUAUGUCAAGUACAGGGUGGAAACGUUUUUAGAGAAUGUCUCAGCGCAGCAUUUUGCCACAACCUUAUCCAGGGCCCCCGGAGACAUUGUUUUGGAGAUUACUAGUACUCGUUGGAAUCGUGAGGACUUUUUCCAUUUAUUCAAUAUUAACAAUUUGCGUUGUCUCAGUCUUGUGGGCACACUUGUGGACGACUCGUUUUUGCGAGGGUUGGAAACGUCUAUGAAGAUGGGGAAAUUGAAGAAUUUGACGUGGCUAAAAAUUCGAGCUUCAAAAGUCACACUUGAAGGUAUAACUAGGUUUUGCAAGCUGAAAGCGGUGUUUGAUAGUGGACUUGUUGCUAUCAGUGUAAAUCAUCGUGCAUUGCUAACAGAAUGGAGAUUACUAGAUACAGAACUAGCUCAACAAUUAAACAGAACUUCUUUUGGACAUGCGUACAAGAUUUUGAGAGGGAAGUUACUGUCCUACGCCAAAGUCAAUACCAGUUCCAAUGGAACUGUCAAGCUUAAAACCACUACUGGAUCGGCAACUGGAUCCGCAACUGGACAAGAUAUUAGUAAAGAUAAUAAUCACUUAGGUACCGAGAUUUUGGAUGUGAAAGUAGUUAGCAGCCAGUAUGAAUCUGCUAAAAGUAUACAAUCUUCAUGGGAACAGAGGUUAUUAAUAAAUAGUGGCCAUGAAACGCGCAAACUCGAUGACUUUGUAUAUUUACGAAUGCGACGUGAAAAUAAAAGUAUCUUGGCCAAGCCUGUUGCCAACACACCUACUGAAAAGAAAAGAAAACAGAUAAAAACAAAUUUCAAAAAUUAUUUCAGCUUAUAG